AUGAGGGCUUGUUUGUUCUUACUCGCUCUCCUUGGCGCUACCAGCGCAAAUCUCCUCAGGCCAGACCAGUUUUACCCGCAGCUGGACCUACUCUUCCAACCUCUGGACGGCGCGGACUACCAAAACAUCGUCAGAAGACCCGACAGCGACGAACGGACGAACUACGACGACUAUCCAGUACCUGCCUCUAAAGAAUGGACGGCCCCAUUCUUUACAAAGACCAUCCAACGCGAUACACCCAAAUUUGGAGACGCCAUCACUUGGAAGAGAAUCCAAAUCGCGGCAGGACCUAAAUCGCCUGUCAACACCAAAAAAGACAUCGAAAGAAUCUUCGGUGACGCUUACAAUACUCUGCAACACAUCACCGAAGAGGAAAAGAGGAAUUUCCACAAGGUCUUCGAAGUAUCCGUCCACAGCGACGUCGAAGGCGCCCCACACGUUCACAUGAACGCCACAGAUCUUCUCAGAAACCGCAAUUAUAACGUUGAAGAGCAUUCCGUCCAGACCGACGACGGCUACAUCCUCACCAUGUUCAGGGUUUUACCCAAACAAGUCACUGAUGAGAAACGCCCCGUCGUAUUUCUAAUGCACGGCCUGUUGGGAAGCGCCGACGACUGGCUGUUGAUGGAUAAAUCACUAACCUACAUGCUAGUCGACGCAGGUUUCGAAGUAUGGCUCGGAAACGCCCGCGGUAGCAGAUACUCGCGUCGCCACGUGAGCAAACAUCCGGCUCUAGCCGACUUCUGGAAGUUUAGCAUCGAUGAAAUCGCUGACCACGAUCUGCCGGUGAUGAUCGACUACGUAUUGCGUACGUCUAAACACGAGAAGCUGUUCUACGUGGGUCACUCGCACGGCACGACCGCUUUCUUCGCUCUGGCUUCCACGCGGCCAGAAUACAGAAACAAGAUAGCGAUGAUGCACGCCCUCGCCCCCAUGGUCUACAUGACGAACGCGCGCAGCCCUUUCAUUCGCAUGCUAGCCCCAAACAGUCCGUUCUACGACAGCCUCCGCUACCAGCUCGGUUACGGUGAGUUGAAGCUUAAUAAGGAACUGGUGCACACGAUUGGCGGAGACAUGUGCCAGAACGAGAUCGGAUGUAAACACAUAUGUAACAACGUCAACUUCGUCGUAACGGGCAUGAACCCCUCCAACAUGGACGUGGACUCUGUCUCUGUGAUCAUGAACCGCAUGCCAUCGGGGGCAUCUACGCGCCAAAUCAAGCAGUACGGUCAGUCUAUGGCGGCCGGCGAAUUGAGGAAGUACGACUACGGUAUUGAUACAAAUGCUCAGGUUUACGGUACUAUCCUACCACCCAGAUACAAUAUGACCGAGGUGAAAGUACCAGUAUUCCUAUACCACAGUGACGACGACUGGAUGGCUCAUCCCGCUGACGUGGAGCGGCUGCGCAAGGAAUUGCCCGAUGUCAGAGACUUCUACAGAGUCCCAGUGGAGCACUUUAGCCACAUGGACUUCCAGUUCUCCCGCAGGGCACCGGAAGUUAUCAACGAAAGAUUGGUUCAGUCUAUUAAGAAUAGUGCCUUCUGA
Messenger RNA from Leptosia nina, 1545 nucleotides. The record is from the annotation of a GenBank genome assembly. NCBI's taxonomy places the organism in Eukaryota, Metazoa, Arthropoda, Insecta, Lepidoptera, Pieridae.